Molecule: messenger RNA, 607 nt
Organism: Drosophila navojoa
Lineage: Eukaryota; Metazoa; Arthropoda; Insecta; Diptera; Drosophilidae
Source: RefSeq, a predicted model, not a curated record
CGAAGUGGAUCAAAAUGAAGUUUCUCCACCUAUUGUGUAUUGUGAUUUUAUUGGCAAUUUGUUCGAGUGCUCUAAAGUAUGUGUUCGUUCCUGAAAACGAGGACUUUUUCGAAGAGUGUCCAAAUGAAAAAAGUAAUGUCCUCAGUGUGAACGAAGCCGCCGAUAUGUCACAGAUGACAUUUACGAUACAAGAUGAAGUCAUAUUAGUUUCGGGAAAUGUUACCUUCACCUGGAUGAUUGAAGUUGGGGAUCGCAUUCAAGCCUCUUUUUCAGCACUUAAAUAUGAUCGUGGAACGUGGCAGCAAACACCAUACAGCAUGAGAAUCCGCGACUUUGUACCAGCUCUGUUCGACAAAAAUCUUGACUUUUACAAGUAUUGGACAAGUCAUAUAAUCAAUAAGGACGAAAUCAGAGACACAAUGUUUUACCCAGGAACUAUAUUGAUCCACGAGCCUUUGGACAUAAAUGUGACAGUGGAAUCCAAUGGAAUGCCCAUAAGCGGCCGCUACAAGUUCACUACCAUCAUAAAGGCCUUUGACUCUAACAAUGUGCAGCGUGAUACAUACAUCUGCUUCAUAGUAAUAGGCGACGUUAACAGGUUGUAGAU